Closterium sp. NIES-67 is the source of this 3219-nucleotide messenger RNA. The record is from the annotation of a GenBank genome assembly. Lineage: Eukaryota; Viridiplantae; Streptophyta; Zygnematophyceae; Desmidiales; Closteriaceae.
CCUACGGUCUGACUGAUUGACUGACGGGUCUACCGAAUCUUGUAGCUUUCUGGCAGUACAGCUAUUAAUAUCUACCUUAUUAGGAGAGCCUGUCAACGCGAACAGUCCGAAGUCACUUCUCAACUUCAGCUUUCACGAUGCCAGUCGGAUCUCCUAUCCAACGGCUACCUGACGACCUGCUUUCUCGGGUCCUGCAUUUUCUUGUUCGACCCGAUGGCCAGCUGCAGCACUCGCUCGUCUGCAAGCAAUGGCAUCGCAUCGCGUAUCGAGUGCAGGACAAGAUCUACUUGCGCAGCGACCUCCGUAUGGAUCCGCUUCGCCUCCUUCAGCUUAUAUCGUCGUUCGGAAAGGUCAAAGAGCUCGUCCUUCCCUCUGGCAGCCUCAUCUCCCUCUCUGAUUCCUUCUUCUCUCGCCUCGUCGACAUGUGUCCCCACAUGACGAAGCUUCAUGUUGACUCGAUGACACGUGGAUCCGCUCGCGGAGGUGUAACUGAGACGAGCCUUCUUUCCUUGGUGGAGAGGUGCACUCGGCUGGAGGAUCUUUAUCUGCAUUUAACCGAGCGUGCUGCCAUUCCUCCCUCCAUUAACCGCCUCCAUUCUCUCAAGAAACUGCACCUCUGGGCAAGCAUCACGCGUCUUCCCGACACCUUGACCUCGCUACGGUCCCUAAGAAGCCUCGUGCUGAACACGUUCAGGCUCCAGGCUUUGCCUCCAGAUUUCGGCGAUCUGGUUUACCUAGAGUCGCUGCAGCUGCACUGUCACUCUCUGACAUUACUGCCAGAAUCCGUCGGACAGCUUGCCAGCCUGAACCGUCUAUCCAUCAGUUCGUGCGCAACGUUGCAGCUGCCUCGCUCCCUUACCGACCUUUCUUCUCUCGUCGUCCUGGAGGUUCGACGGUCCAGAAUCCUUCUCCCACCGCUCGUCAAUCUCGGUCAUCUGCAGGCGCUUGAAACCCUGCAUUUGGAUGAGACAUCGGGAAUGCAACAGCUGCUAGACGCUCUCGAGCACCUGCAGCAGCUGAAGGCAAUCACCAUCAGGGGCUGCAGAGACAUCACGGCUCUGCCCGAAUCCCUUCCGCGUCUGCCUUAUCUCACCAGCCUCAACCUCGACAUGCAAGAACUUCCAGAGCUGCCCGAAGAUUUUGGGCAGUUAUCAGAGCUUCGGGCUCUCACGCUGAAGUUCUUGAGUUUCUCAAGCCUUCCUGACUCCAUCGCUCUGGUCACUAAGCUCCAGGAGCUUUUGCUCGAUCAUCUCCCGAACCUGACAUCUCUGCCCGAGGAGUUUGGGCAGCUGAUUGCUCUGGAAACGCUGUGCCUGAGAAGCCUUCCAGAGCUCACACACCUGCCCGAAUCCUUCGGGCAAUUGACAGUUCUCAGGGAGCUGACAAUGAUUGAGUGCAGGCAGCUGCAGCAACUCCCGGACUCCCUAUCCCAGCUGUCAGCUCUCGAGCACCUGGAGGUUGACAUUUGUCCGAGGCUCACUGCGCUGCCAGACGGCAUGGGGAACGGCCUGCAGAGUCUGCGCCAUCUGCAUCUGCUGCACUGCACGGCUCUCACUCACCUCCCUCCAACCUUCUCCGGUCUGACGUCCCUCGAGACCCUUAAGAUUCUGCAAGCACGGCGCUUCAGAGGCGCCCUGCUAGACGGAUUCGGCAGCUUGAAGAGCCUCAAGGACUUGUCUCUCCGUGACAUGCCGCGUCUGGCUGCCCUUCCUGCCUCCUUCUAUGGCGUUUUCGCACUCACCAGCUUGGAGCUGGUAAACUGCCCGAGAAUAACGGACCUGCCUGAGGGGAUCGGACUGCUGCAGGCGCUCGAGGAGGUCAGGAUCUCACGGAUGGACGGCCUGAAACGUCUCCCUCCGUCGCUGGUUGAGCACUCCCGUCUGCGGGUGCUGGAGGUGCGGGCGUGUGAUGGGCUCUGUACAUUGCUAGGUGAUGAGGUUGUGCGGAUCCGUCCUGUCAGGGGAUCUUCGGCCGGCACCACCGGCACCACCGGCACCAGCGUCCUGCUCCCAUCCGUCCAGAGCAUCAAGCUCAAGGCUCUUAAUUUUGAGUCUUUUGGUCCGUCGCUUGGCCGUCUGUCCUCCCUAACGCAGCUGAAGCUCAUUGACAUGUACGACCUCUCAUCGCUCCCUGAUUCCGUCGCGCAACUGUCGCAACUGCAAAGGCUCCGGCUCUAUCGGAAUAUGAAGAUAGAAGCCCUGCCGGAAACCCUUGGAGGACUCUCUGGGCUGCGGGUGUUGCAGUUGCUUGGCCUCAUCGCAAUGCGUGAGCUGCCCGAGUCUUUCGGGCAGCUGAAGAUGCUCGAGACGCUGGAAAUUAUUGAUUGCUUCAAGCUGAUGCGCCUUCCAGAGUCCUUCACGAGCCUGUCCAAUCUGAAGUCUUGCACUCUCAUCAAGCUCGGAAUUCCUUCCAUUCCUGAAGGCUUCUGGAAGCUUUCUUCGCUCAAGGAACUGGUGCUCCUGGGACUGAAGCGUGUCCGGCGCUUGCCCCAGUCAUUCACUCAGCUGCAUCAGCUGCAGGUGCUGGAUGUGAGCGCCUGCAAGCAGCUGGUUCGGUUGCCGUCUCUCCGGGGAAUGCCGAUGCUGCGUGAUUGCUCGGUCACCGAAUGCCCUUUGCUCUCACGGCGAGCCAGGCGGGGGAUUCCGGGAAGGGGAGGUGUGGAGGAGGGAGAGGAGGGAGAGGGAGCUGAAGAGGAGGAUGAUGAGGAAGAGGAGGGGGAAGAGGGAGGGGAAGAGGGAGUAGAAGAGGGGGGGGAUGGGGACGAGAGUGGGGGGGAGGAUGAUGACAUAGAGCACGAGUUUGGCAUGGAGAGCCACAGCGACAGGGAUGACGAGGGAGGCUGGGGUGGAAAUGAGGGCGAAGAGGAAGAUUAAGCUGCUGGAACUUUGGACCAAUGGGGAAGAGGCAUGAUUGGAAGGUGAUUGGGAGUUCGGGUUCUUCACCUUGUGCAGAAUGGGUUGUCGUGUUCAUGUAGAUGCAACGGUUGAUUUGUUUUGCGCUUGUUUUCCAAGACAACUCGCAGAAUUGUGUCCGUGUGUGCACGUGUGCUAAAAAUAUGCCCUUCUGUUUGUACUCAUGCAACCCCAUUCUGUGCCGCCCUCUUCUUGCUAGGGGCGUUGCCUGUCAUACAUAUAUUGUAUGUUAUAGGCUAUAUAGGGUUGUGCCUUAGGGAGUACAACCCAUUAGGUUAUAUUCCCUUGUAUGUCAUUGUUCUAGUCA